This is a messenger RNA of Mesitornis unicolor (brown roatelo), 1891 nucleotides long. RefSeq names its product DNA polymerase alpha catalytic subunit-like. Gene Ontology annotation, biological process: lagging strand elongation; leading strand elongation; mitotic DNA replication initiation. NCBI's taxonomy places the organism in Eukaryota, Metazoa, Chordata, Aves, Mesitornithiformes, Mesitornithidae. The annotation marks the transcript as partial. The transcript has 15 exons. The record is from RefSeq and is a predicted model, not a curated record. Gene Ontology annotation, cellular component: alpha DNA polymerase:primase complex. Gene Ontology annotation, molecular function: chromatin binding; single-stranded DNA binding; purine nucleotide binding.
AAAGCUUUAAAUCCUAAUCUCUGGUAUCAAAGCAUAAAGCUGAGUUGUGUGUGCUAUGAGCCAGUUAUAGAGCUGAUUUUGGGUCAUAAUAUUUAUGGAUUUGAUCUCGAAGUGCUGCUUCAAAGAAUUAAUGUGUGCAAAGUCCCUCACUGGUCCAAGAUAGGUCGACUGAGGAGGUCCAAUAUGCCAAAGCUUGGGGGUCGAGGAGGGUUUGCUGAAAGGAAUGCUGCCUGCGGUCGAAUGAUCUGUGACGUGGAAAUUUCUGCUAAAGAAUUAAUUCGUUGCAAAAGUUACCAUUUGUCUGAACUGGUCCGUCAGAUUUUGAAAACAGAAAGGACAACAAUUCCACCAGAGGAGAUUCGAAAUAUGUACAGUGAUUCACCUCACUUAAUGUUCAUGCUGGAAAACACCUGGACAGAUGCUAAGUUCAUUCUCCAAAUCAUGUGUGAGCUGAAUGUUCUGCCGCUGGCCCUUCAAAUAACAAACAUCUCUGGGAAUGUCAUGUCGAGAACAAUGAUGGGUGGACGAUCUGAACGUAAUGAGUUCUUGCUGCUUCAUGCAUUUCAUGAAAAAGACUACAUAGUGCCGGACAAACAAGUUUUUAAAAAGCCUUCACAGAAACUGGUGGAUGAAGAUGAAGAUUUUGAAGAUCAGAAUAAAUCAAAGAUAGGGAGAAAGAAAGCAGCAUAUGCUGGGGGCUUAGUCUUGGAUCCCAAAGUCGGUUUUUAUGACAAGUUUAUUUUGCUUCUCGACUUCAACAGCUUGUACCCAUCAAUUAUCCAGGAGUUUAACAUCUGCUUUACCACAGUGCAGCGACUGUCAUCAGAAGCACAGAAAAGGGCAGAGGUUGAAGAAGAGGAAGAAAUUCCAGAGCUUCCAGAUCCAUCUCUGGAAAUGGGAGUUUUGCCUAGAGAAAUCAGGAAACUGGUGGAGAGACGGCGUCAAGUUAAGCAGUUAAUGAAACAGCCAGAUUUAAAUCCUGACCUUUAUUUACAGUAUGAUAUCAGACAGAAAGCUUUGAAACUCACUGCUAACAGUAUGUACGGCUGCCUGGGAUUUUCCUACAGCAGAUUUUAUGCCAAGCCUUUGGCUGCAUUGGUGACACAUAAAGGGAGAGAGAUUUUGAUGCAUACCAAGGAGAUGGUGCAAAAGAUGAACCUUGAAGUGAUUUAUGGAGACACAGAUUCCAUUAUGAUAAACACCAAUAGCACCAAUUUGGAUGAGGUCUUCAAACUGGGCAACAAGAUCAAAAGUGAAGUGAACAAGCUCUAUAAAUUGUUGGAAAUUGAUAUUGAUGGAGUCUUUAAGUCCUUGCUACUGCUAAAGAAGAAGAAAUAUGCUGCUCUGACUGUGGAGCCAACAGGAGACGGGAAGUAUGUAACCAAACAAGAACUGAAAGGAUUGGAUAUAGUCCGAAGAGAUUGGUGUGAUCUUGCGAAAGAGACUGGAAACUAUAUAAUUGGUCAGAUUCUUUCUGAUCAGCCCCGAGACAUAAUUGUGGAAAAUAUUCAAAGGCGGCUUAUAGAAAUUGGAGAAAAUGUGAUCAAUGGCCAGAUCCCAGUAAAUCAGUUUGAAAUAAACAAGGCUUUGACAAAAGAUCCACAGGAUUAUCCUGACAAAAAAAGCUUGCCACAUGUGCAUGUUGCCUUGUGGAUAAACUCUCAAGGAGGCCGAAAGGUGAAGGCAGGAGACACAGUGUCAUAUAUCAUUUGUCAGGAUGGAUCAGAUCUCAGUGCCAGCCAGCGAGCGUAUGCUCCAGAACAGUUGCAAAAGCAGGACAACCUUACUAUUGAUACUCAGUACUACCUGUCACAGCAAAUACAUCCAGUAGUUGCCAGAAUAUGUGAGCCCAUAGAGGGAAUUGAUUCUGUUCUUAUUGCAACGUGGUUAG